GUGUGCGUUAAGAAGUGCCCUUCAGCUUUUUGGUUUUUGCCCCUGAAGGCAUUCAUUGCAGGGGCAAAACCCAGUGAAUUCUUCCAACAGGAGUUGUGUGACCUCAGUUUGGACCUUGCUCGGACCACAAUGGUCUGGUGAUCACAUUGGUGGUAAGUAUGGUGCUUAUUCUGCUGAUGACAUUCUGCAUGUCAGUGGUGGUCGUACUGCUUCUUGUUAGUGUUCUAUUACUGGACACAUAUGGUAGGUUUCUGAUUUUCCUAAACACUGAUCCUAGCAUACCGCUGAUGCUGAUUUACUUACAUGCUUGCGAGUCCUGCAUGUGAGAGAAUCAAUAACUGAGUGAAUAACUGACUGUAAACACUGUAGUUACUUUUCAGAGCUUCUUGAGCAAUUUACUGAAGAAAUCUCAUUUACUGGUAAAUGAGAAAUCAGGAAAAUUAUUGUUAUUGUUGCUAUUAUUAUUAGUCACUGAAACGUUAUUUCACGUUAUUUAUAUUGAUUAUUCUGCCUUAAAAUAUUGUAAGCAGUUUAUCUUAAGACUUGUAAGUCUUACACAUAUAUUUUGUUUCAGUUUCACAGUACAAAUACUGAAGAGAUAAAAAUGAUGUACAGAAAGGAGAAAAACGAGUAUGGAAAGUGUCGAUUUGUUUAUUUAUUUUUUGAGCCUGAAAGAAAAAUCUAUGUAACGGUCGGGAGAUGCCGCCUGAAGCGGGGAUUGAACCCAGAUCUGCUUGGUAGUCAGACCCAUAGGCAGGAGAAAAACCAGGCACUGCUUUAUGCACAUAAAACCAAACUAACUCCAGCCAUUGUAACAGCUGCAACGUUCAAGGGCCUUCAGUGUCCAACGACUCAAAUACGUUUACACACUUUCACAUAUUUUUACCUAGAUAACGACAAAGUUUAAUAGGCCAGGCUUUUGCUCUGUGUGUAGGUGUGGAAGAACUGUUAAGAACUGCCACUCAGCAUUUUGGUUUUUGCCCCCGAAGGCAUUCAUUGCAGGGGCAAAACCCAGUGAAUUCUUCCAACAGGAGUUGUAUGACCCCAGUUUGGACCUUGUUCAGACCACACUGUGGUGAUUGUGUCCCUGCUGGAGUUCAUCCUGUUGAUGCUGUUUGUGUCAUGUUUAAGAAAAGUUAGCAUUCAUUGCAGGGGCAAAACCUAAAGAAUUCUUCCAACAGGAGUUGUGUGACCCCAGUUUGGACCUUGCUCGGACCACACUGACAAUACAAGAGAUCCUGAACAAAGAUCUGUGCCCAGCAUAUUAUAUGUCAACCAAACAAGUUCAGGGAAAAUGUUUGCCAAGUUUUGACCCAAAGGACAUUCCAUCAGAUUUCAGUGUCCCUGGAUUAACUUUGGAUGAAAAAACACUGAAGAACAUAAUGGAUGCUACAAGCGCUCUCCGUUCAGGAUUUAAUGCGAAAUCCAUGAAAGUCAGGAUCAUUGAAGACCUUGCCUUUACGUGGUAUUGGAUAUUAAUAGGUUUGGUGAUCACUUUGGUGGUAAGUAUGGUGCUUAUUCUGCUGAUGCGAUUCUGUGUGUCAGUGGUGGUCGUGGUGCUUCUCGUCGGUGUUCUAUCAGUGGGAGCAUAUGGUAGGUUUCUGAUUUUCUUGAACACUGAUUCUGGCAUACUGCUAAUGCUGAUUUACUCACAUGCUCACGAGUCCUGCAUGGCAUUUACCAGUGCUACCAGGGUUAUCAGGCAAUCAUCACUGCCAGUGUACUAUAAAGUUGCACUGAAUUCAUCAAAUCCAGAAUGUGCUGUCAUCACAGGCAACCAACCAUGUGUCCCAGAGUCUUUCAAGGCUUCGGACUACCCCAACUGUCCUGUGCGCUGUGUCUUUGCUCAAUAUGAUGAGGAAGGUGGGUUUCUCCAGAGAUAUGCCAAAUACUUUCAGAUUUAUAAUUUCCUGGCAUGUUUCUGGUGUCUUCAUUUUAUCAUCGCAUUGAGCCAGUGCACACUUGCCAGAACCUUUAGUACCUACUACUGGUCUUUGAGUAAACCACAGACCAUUAGGCGUUCUACUCUCUGCAGAGCAUUGUUCCAGACAUUACGGUACCAUACUGGCUCCUUGGCAUUUGGUGCUGUCUUUGUUAAUAUGUUCCAGGGCAUCCGGAUUGUGCUGCAGUAUCUUAAAAAUGUCACCAAAGGUGGACAGAGAUGCAGUUGGUGCUGUUGUCCUCUGAUUAUCAUCCUGAGAUCAUGCUUCUGCGCCUUGGAUACCGUCAUCAAAUACUUCAACAGGAACACAUACAUAAUGAUCGCGGUCUAUGGAGACAACUUCUUCAUAUCAGCUAGGAAUGCUUGCAUGCUCUGGGGAAGGAAUAAGGACCGAGUACUGGUGGUGGACCGAGUUACAGACUUGCUGCUGUUCUUCGGAAGACUGCUCGUGGUUGGAGCAAUAGGUGUUUUGGCUUUCUGCUUCUUCUCUGGAGAAAUCAGAGUGUCAGCAGACAUCUUCCAGGCUGAGCUGCUAAACUUUUGCUGGCUGCCUAUUCUUGUCCUGAUGGUUGGAUCGUACUUCAUUGCUCUCGGCUGCUUCAGUGUGUACAGCAUGGGUGUGGACACGUUCACCCUGUGUGUCAUGGAUGAUCUGGAGCGCCAUGAUGGGACUCUACAGAGACCCUACAUGUCAAGGAGCAUGAUGGAGAUCCUUCAAAAGCAAAACGAAUUUGAUGUUUAAUAAAAACAUUUGAACAUGUACAGUAUCUCACAAAAGUGAGUACACCCAUCACAUUUUUGUGAAUAUUUUAUUAUAUCUUUUCAUGCGACAACACUGAAGAAAUGACACUCUGCUACAGUGUAGCAAGAAAGAGAGUGCUUUGCCAUGAGGUGCCAUGUUAACUUCCAGUGACCAGUGAGAGAGUGUGAGCGCGAUAACCCCAAAUUUAAUACGCCUGCUCCCCAUUCACACCUGAGGCCUUGUAACAAUAACGAGUCACAUGACACCGGGGAGGGUAAAUGGCUAAUUGGGACCAAUUUGGACAUUUCCACUUAGGGGUGUAGUCACUUUUGUUACCAAUGGUUUAGACAUUAAUGGCUGUGUGUUGAGUUAUUUUGAAGGGACAGCAAAUUUACACUGUUAUAC
Molecule: messenger RNA, 3089 nt
Organism: Hemibagrus wyckioides
Lineage: Eukaryota; Metazoa; Chordata; Actinopteri; Siluriformes; Bagridae
Product: choline transporter-like protein 4
Exons: 16
Coding region: 1269-2684 (471 amino acids)
Biological process (GO): choline transport; thiamine pyrophosphate transmembrane transport
Cellular component (GO): plasma membrane
Molecular function (GO): thiamine pyrophosphate transmembrane transporter activity
Source: RefSeq, a predicted model, not a curated record